This is a messenger RNA of Plutella xylostella (diamondback moth), 1732 nucleotides long. RefSeq lists its product as uncharacterized. Lineage: Eukaryota; Metazoa; Arthropoda; Insecta; Lepidoptera; Plutellidae. The record is from RefSeq and is a predicted model, not a curated record. Gene Ontology annotation, molecular function: nucleic acid binding; zinc ion binding.
AUGUAUAUGAUAAGGUUGUAUGCGUGCUGCGCCACGCAUGUGUGUGUGACCAUGAAUAAAGAUCGCCAGUGCGUCUAUAGCAGUGUCGUGUUUCACUUGUCUGUCCCGUACUUAUCAGUGGCACCGAGGAUUAAAAACUACCCGCGUCUUCAGAAUAAAAAUGGCGAAUUUUAUUCUUGGACCAAUUUCUACAUUCGACCACCACGUGCAGGAUUGGGCUACUUUCAAAAGCAAGUUCGACCAGUGGCUGAUUGCCAAUGGUGUGGAAGAACAGACAGACAAGACGGGCGCGAAGCGUCGCGCCAUACUGCUCAGCGCACUCAGCGACAGCACGUACCAGUUGGCAAACAACCUCGUGCUUCCGAAAGACCUCGUCACAGCACCGUUCGAGGAUAUCGUCAAGGUAUUAGACGUGCAUUUCACGCCGAAGCGGUGCGGGUUUGCAGAACGCCACUACUUCUAUUCGGCAGCGCAGCAGGCGGGCGAGUCGCACGCGCAGUGGGCCGCGCGGCUCAGGGGACUCGCAGCACACUGCAACUUCAAGGAGUUGGAAGAGGCGUUGCGAGACAAGUUCGUGAUGGGGCUGCAGUCAGGACCGGAGAGGGAGAAGCUGUUCGCCAUGGAGAUCAGCGAGCUGACGCUGGCGAAGGCCGUGGACGUGGCGGAGAGCGUGCGGUGCGCGCGCGCGGCCGCCGCCAGCACGGCGCCCGGCGCCCGCGGCUCCUCCUCCGGGGACUCCGUGUUCAAGAUGCAGCAGCGGGAGCCGCGCGGCGCCGCCGGCCCCGGCAAGGAGCAGUGCACCGUGUGUGGGCGACGUAGCCAUAAGGCAAGCGAGUGCCGGUUCGCUUCAUUUAAGUGUACAAAGUGCAAGGCCAAAGGUCAUUUACGCCGGAUGUGCAAAUACGUAAACUUUGUAGGAACGGAGGAAACGUGCGAGGGCGAUGAUGAUGAUGAUGUGCUUACAGGCUAGACAUUAUGGAGGUAUUGUAAGAAAAGACUUAGUAGUAAAUGAUAAAGUUUUAUAUAAGGUGUAUUCAACCAAUCAAAAAUUUUGUUGGAAAAAAGGAACUAUAGUUAGAAAAAUUGGAAAUAUUUUGUUUAUAAUUAAAGACUCUGAGACCGGAAGUGAGGUGAAAAGACAUAAAAAUCAGAUCAUUAUAUUCAAAGGAAAUCCAGAGGGUCAUAACCAUGAGAUACUUGAAUUAGAGAAUGUCGGAAACAGGAGGGGAGAGGAAGGAAGCGGAGAGCAGCCUGAUGAGACAGUGGCCGCCACCCCCGAGUCACCGGCCAGCCCGGCCCGCGGCGACGAGACACCGGCCAGCCCGGCCCGCAGCGCCGAGACACCGCCGGCCAGCCCGGCCCGCAGCGCCGAGACUCCGCCGGCCAGCCCGGCCCGCAGCGCGCCCGCGCCCGGCCCGGCCACGAGCGCGCCGCCUGGCGACGCCGCGCAGCCCGACACUACACCCACUGACGACCAGCAGAGUUACACCCGGUCACACAACUCUCCGCAGUCUCACCAAACAAGAAUGAACCUUAGGGACAUUCCUAAAGUAAAUUAUAGGAGGUUUUUCUAGUUAGUUAGUUGUUCUCGUAUGUAAGUUAACUUGAAAGUAUUUACUAUACUUCCUGUAAUAUUGGUGGAGGGAUGAUAUGUAUAUGAUAAGGUUGUAUGCGUGCUGCGCCACGCAUGUGUGUGUGACCAUGAAUAAAGAUCGCCAGUGCGUCUAUAGCA